Spirometra erinaceieuropaei is the source of this 1302-nucleotide messenger RNA. Lineage: Eukaryota; Metazoa; Platyhelminthes; Cestoda; Diphyllobothriidea; Diphyllobothriidae. The record is from the annotation of a GenBank genome assembly.
AGGCAUGCUCGCGAUCAGGAGUUGAAUGAGGAACAAAAAGACGCAAUUGUCAUGCAGAAUGUGAUGAACAUACUCGGUCAGCAGCACAACUGGAAUCGGGUAAGUGUCGUUAGCAACCCGCACAGACGUGCCUUUCCCUGUAGUUCAAGUUGCAUCCUGCCGUUGCCGCCUUUUCGGGAGUUAUUUUUCCUUAAAAUAUAGAGCUGGUUCAAGAGCUCCAAAUAGUUUGUUUACUUGACAAAACCAAAAAGUAGUUGGUUAGUGUUUUACACCAUUCAGUCACCCUGUUUGGCACUGAUCAGUCACAUUUUGUCAUUAGAUGGCAUUCAGACUAAAUUGUAGUAAGCACUGCAGCUAGUUCUCCAAAGCCUGUGACUUUUGUGGGCUGAAUGCAUUGUUUGGCUGAAGAGACCACCACCACCACCACCACCACCACCACCACCACCACCACCACCAGUGUUCGCUCUGGCAUUUGCACAGCAUCCAACAAAUAUUAAUUUCCCCUAGGACAAUUUGCAGUCUCGUACGGGUGGUAUUAUCACAGGAGGCUCAAGCGCCGCGAACACCUUCAGCUCUACGGGAUCCGAAAUCUCUUUCGCCUGCAGCAUGUCAAACACGGCCGGGGGGCACACCCUGCCGGGGUCUUUUUUGCCUAGCGGGACAUCUCCGCUUCCAGCCAUCUCAAGCGGCGCCCGGAAGUCUAAAUCACCUAAGUCCCCCUGUCGGGCUGGAGUCGCUGGCGCCAGUGCUGGCGGGACACACAAAGCCUCAACCAGGGGGUCCUCAACUUUCAAGGCAUCCAGGACUACUUCCACUGCCGCAACGCGUUUGGCACCAACAGUGGGCGAACUGAAUCAAUCACAAAGACAGCAACUUCACUUACCGCUCACUCCCACCACCCUCCCUCUGGCUUCCAUCCCGGUGGAUGCCCUACCAACGGGCGCAACCGCAACUGUUGGUGGGCAGUCUCAACAAUUUGCAGUUGUCGGAGGCACCGCCCAGCUCUUCCACACCCACCCACAGCAACACGCUGUAUUUGUUGCCUCCGGUGCUGUGCAUCCGGGUCUUAAUCGCGGUGCGACACAAAAUGCAAGGAUGGCCAUGGCUCCGUCUAUCGCAGCGGCGGGGGUUGUAGCCGGACAACAGCAGUCGGCACAACAAACACAGCAACAGCAGCCGACCCAUCAACAGUCGACCCAACAAGCCUAUCUAUUGCAACAUCAGUAUCCGCAGACCGCCAUGCAGGAACAGUAUCAGCAAGUUCAACAGCAGCAUCAGACUGUGAUUACAGCUCAAGGUUAG